AUGAACUGCUGCACCGUCGCCUUUGUGAUGAGCAAUGAAGUGAGCAGCGUCCCAAGCUCAACCAUGCAGUCCGGAGCUCCAGAUGCAUCCAAAAGGCAAGGGUCUGAUGGCGUGAAUGGCUUGACAAACGCGAUAUAA
This is a messenger RNA of Chondrus crispus (carragheen), 138 nucleotides long. RefSeq lists its product as hypothetical. The record is from RefSeq and is a predicted model, not a curated record. Lineage: Eukaryota; Rhodophyta; Florideophyceae; Gigartinales; Gigartinaceae. The transcript has a single exon. Bases 1 to 138 code for a protein of 45 amino acids.